Pelobates fuscus (common spadefoot toad) is the source of this 938-nucleotide messenger RNA. Its product is annotated as transmembrane 4 L6 family member 4-like. Bases 282 to 890 code for a protein of 202 amino acids. NCBI's taxonomy places the organism in Eukaryota, Metazoa, Chordata, Amphibia, Anura, Pelobatidae. Gene Ontology annotation, cellular component: membrane. The transcript is spliced from 5 exons. The record is from RefSeq and is a predicted model, not a curated record.
GGAAACACUUUUAUACACAUCCUCUGAAUUACAGUACACACCGUUGUCAAAUGCUUUAAAUCAUACAAAUCGUUAGGAGGUGUGUAAACGGUUGGUGUAUCUUGAGUGACACACUAUCAUUAUUUCAUUGUACAUCAUAGUAUCUCCAUGACUGAUAUUGAGUCCAAACUCCAGAGUCCCAUGACUCACAGUAUCUUAUCUUCUGGGCUGGGACUAACUAUAUAAAAACCUAGACCACGUUCUAUCUCACCCACACUCAUUACAACCAUCUCCUCUUCACCAUGUGUACUGGAAAGUGCGCUAAGUGUAUUGGGGUGUCUCUAUACCCCCUUGUUUUCGUCUCCAUCGUCUCUAAUCUGUUCCUUCUUUUUCCUGAUUUUAAACUGGAAUUUGUGGAAAAUUCAGGGGAACAAUUGACACCAGAGGUUCUAUAUUUAGGAGGAAUAAUCGGUGGGGGUUUGUUGGUUCUGGUUCCUGCGAUUCACAUUCAGGCAACAGGGAGAGAAGGAUGCUGCAAUAACCGAUGUGGGAUGUUCCUAUCCAUCCUGUUUGCUGCAAUUGGAGUGGCUGGAUCUGUUUAUUGCUUUGUGAUCUCCAUUGUGGCCAUUGUACGAGGUCCUACAUGUGAAUAUAAUCUCGGCACCGAUUCAGAGAACAUCACAUGGGGGCGCCCUUUCUACGACAACCUUAAAAAUUUCACUUUCGAUAAUUACCUCUCCAAUACGACUGCGUGGGACGAAUGUCUAUCGCCUAAAGACGUGGUCGUUUUUAACCUCUCACUGUUCUCCAUUGCUGUGGUUGCAAGUGGCAUUGAAUUGAUCCUGUGCACAAUACAGAUGUUCAAUGGUCUUUUUGGCUGCAUUUGUGGGACAUGUCGAAACAAAGAUUAACUGAAAAAAUUUAUCCGUUGACCUAAUGUCCAACAGACUGCACCCCCA